Molecule: messenger RNA, 842 nt
Organism: Uranotaenia lowii
Lineage: Eukaryota; Metazoa; Arthropoda; Insecta; Diptera; Culicidae
Product: glutathione S-transferase 4-like
Exons: 3
Coding region: 136-789 (217 amino acids)
Biological process (GO): glutathione metabolic process
Molecular function (GO): glutathione transferase activity
Source: RefSeq, a predicted model, not a curated record
CAAUGGAAAAGGUCAAAUCAAUGCUUUUAUCAAACGUUAAACAUUCGGGAGAGUACCUAUUGAUGUUGAUGACACUUUCGUAUCAUGUUUUGAACCAUUAGUAUAGAAUAACAAUCCGUAUCCGGAAGAUUCAACAUGCCGAUUAUCUUAUAUAACUUCCCAAUGGGAGCUCCAACAAGGGCGAUUCUUCUUUUGAUAAAAGAGUUGGACUUAGAUGUUCAGCUAAAAGAAGUUGACCUAAUGGGUGGUGGAACUCGGACUGAAGAAUUCAUCCGAAUGAAUCCUCAGCACACGGUUCCGACCCUCGACGAUAAUGGAUUCUAUCUGUGGGAAUCUAGAGCCAUUUUGGCUUAUUUGGUGGAAACUUAUAAACCAGGACAUGAUCUUUUCCCCACAAUUCCUCGGAUAAGAGCCUGUAUCAACCGAGUUUUACAUCACGAUUUGUCCGAUCUCUAUGCUAAUACCAGUCUCUUGUUGGCUCCCAUCUGGAUGGGUAAGACAACAGUUGUGAGUGAUGAAGUGAAAGCGUCCUUCCAAGAAGCUCUCGAGACGCUGGAGAAGUUUUUGAUUCGGAACGAGUGGUUUGCCGGAGAAACCUUGACUAUUGCGGAUCUUUCGAUUUUGCCAUCGAUUUCUUCCAUGGUGCACAUCGGUGUCGACCUAACGAAGUUUCCAAGACUAGCAGCUUGGUAUGAAAACUGUAAAAGUCUCAAAGGCUACGAAGAAGAUCAACAACUUGCCGCUCAAGGUGGAGUCUAUUUCAAGUCAUUGCUUACCCAAGGAUUUUAAACAAUAAAUUUUUUUUAAUAUCGUAGAUGUUUACAUAAACCAUUUUAAUAAGA